AUGCUAGCCGCUGUUCAGGAUGUCGUCGUGGCCCAAGCUGUAAAGCGCCGCCGCUCGUCCCCCUUGGGGAACAAUUUGGCUGUUGAGCCAGGGGCAGAAAUAAGCACAAGAUUCGUCACACGGCCACCGUUACCCGGCUGUCCAUCCGCCUCUGACUGCUUCUGCGCAGAAGAGCUCGAGCGGGAGAGACGAAGCAUGCCGUGGCGCCGGGAAUGGCGGCGCGCUGGAACACAAGCUUUUCUAGCCAAAGCAAGCACUUGCAUGCUCGACGUGGAGCAGUGGCUGCCUGGGGAUCAUCUGUUGAGUCACAGCGACACAGUGCAAUUGUCUGCAACACGUGAGAUAAUCAGAAUACUGAAGCAAAUGCUGUUAUCGAACCCCAGCGAGUAUGACGCAUUCGAUUGGCGAGUAGACAGGACCACGUAAACCAGCCGCUUGUUGAGUCUGUUGUUCCGCGACAGCAGUCAUCUCAGGAAAAAUUUACGAGAUGCAGCGGAUUUCGUAACAGUACAAAAUGUUGCCCAUGAGGAAAUCGAAAAGUGCUUCUGACCACCGAUCGACAAAAUAUUUUUUCUGGUCAAAAAGUACAAGCGGCUUCCGAGAAGAAGAAAAUCUUAGAAAAACAGAGCCGUGGCUUGUUGUUGAUACAUAGCAGCCUUAAAGUUAAAUUCGCAUUGAAUUUCGAAAUUUGCACUCCCACACGCAUGCCUCCUGGCUGCAGUUGAAGAUUAAGUGUAACUGGAUUUAUUUUUUCCGAAGGGCAAGAAACUCGGGCCGGUUAUCAGUUUCUUUGUAGGAUGUAACCAAUAGAUCCCAGCCCAUACGACCCGUACAUGAUAAAGGAUGAUGAGGUAGCACUACUAGCACGAUGUACGAGGCACGUGAGGUCAUGGAACCCGGACUGACAGAUUGAUCUCGCGAGCUUUUAAUAUCGGCUUUGAUCAAUUCCAUUAUACUAACAGUAACAGAAC
Molecule: messenger RNA, 971 nt
Organism: Amoebophrya sp. A120
Lineage: Eukaryota; Dinophyceae; Syndiniales; Amoebophryaceae
Source: the annotation of a GenBank genome assembly